Molecule: messenger RNA, 690 nt
Organism: Triticum dicoccoides
Lineage: Eukaryota; Viridiplantae; Streptophyta; Magnoliopsida; Poales; Poaceae
Product: receptor-like kinase TMK4
Exons: 2
Coding region: 1-690 (229 amino acids)
Biological process (GO): protein phosphorylation
Molecular function (GO): protein kinase activity; ATP binding
Source: RefSeq, a predicted model, not a curated record
AUGUUGUCUCUGCAAGUUCUCCGUGUUGCCACAAAUAAUUUUUCUGAGGAAAAUGUGCUUCGCCGCGGCGGAUUCGGCAUCGUUUACAAGGGGUUGCUGCACGAUGGAACAAUUAUUGCUGUGAAGAGGAUGCUGUCCACGGUGAUCAGCAACGAGCCCAUUGAUCAGUUCCAAGCAGAAAUCGCAAUCCUGAAGGUGCAGCACCGCCACCUCGUGUCUAUACUGGGGUACUCGGUCGAAGACAACGAGAGGCUGCUCGUCUACGAGCACAUGCCCAAUGGUUCUAUGAGCGAGCAUCUCUUCCGUUGGAAGCUGCUAGGCUUGCAACCCUGCCUCUCCUGGAAGAAGCGGCUCAGCAUUGCACUGGAUGUCGCUCGUGGUAUCGAGUACCUCCACUCGCUGGCGCAGCACUGCUUUAUCCACAGGGACCUAAAGCCGGCGAACAUCCAGCUCGGGGACGACUUCCGCGCAAAGGUGGCAGACUUCGGGCUGCUUAGGCCGGCACCAGACAGGAAUGCUUCGGUGAAGACAAACGUGGCAGUAACUUGGGGCUAUUUAGCACCAGAAUAUGUUGGAACCAGACUGCAUCAUCUUCUGAAGAAAUUGACGCUCGUCAUGCUGUUAACAACUGAAGAAAUCGACACCCAGCGGCUGGUUGGCGCCAAACUGGGGUCAUCGUCACCCGUCUGA